AUAUAUCCUAAAUGUCUGCUCAAACUGCACCCCCACAGUCAGCCACCGGCGCAGAACUCAUUGCCGAAUCUCUGAAGAGACAGGGUGUCGAUAUAGUGUUUGGUAUUGUUGGUAUCCCAGUAGUAGAGAUCGGCGAGGCCUGUCUUAGCAAGGGUAUCCAAUUCAUUGGCUUCCGUAAUGAACAAUCGGCCGCUUAUGCAGCUACUGCAUAUGGAUAUCUUUCUGGGCGCCCAGGAGUCUGUUUGAGUGUCGGUGGACCAGGUGUUGUACAUGCCUUGGCUGGCUUAUUAAACGCCAAGAUCAAUUGCUGGCCACUUGUCUUGUUGUCUGGCUCUGUAGACACCGACCAGGUAGAUAUGGGUGCCUUCCAAGAGCUCGAUCAGGUUGAGGCAUGCAGACCUUACUGUAAAUAUGCCUCUCGUCCUACCUCAGUGGAAAGAAUUCCAUUUGUCAUCGAGAAAGCUAUCCGCUCAGCAAUGUACGGACGACCAGGAGCAUCUUAUGUCGACUUACCGGCAGACUACAUCCAGUAUCGAACCACCGAACCCCAGUGGAUCGAACGCUGUCAGGUUACACGUGUGCAAGACACCCCCAGAUCAAUGGCAAAUGACGCCAGCAUUAAGGAAGCUGCUUCAAUUUUGUGUAAUGCCAAGCAGCCAUUGAUAGUAUUUGGAAAAGGAGCUGCUUAUGCCCGUGCAGAAGAUGAACUGGCAGCUCUUGUGGAACAGACCAAGUUUCCAUUUUUACCUACUCCUAUGGCCAAAGGAUUAUUGUCUGAUGAACAUCCUCUUUGUGUCGCCGCUGCUCGCUCAAAAGCGUUACACGAAGCAGAUGUAGUUCUAUUGGUCGGCGCAAGACUCAAUUGGAUUUUGCAUUAUGGACAAUCGCCAAAGUGGUCAGACUCUGUCCGUUUUAUUCACAUUGAUAUCUCCGCCGAAGAACUGGGAAAUAACGGUGCUGACACUUUACCCCUCUUGGGUGACAUCAAGCUUAUUCUCAAACAACUCCUUGCUCAACGCCCGCUUCCCCAACUCCAACCCGGAAACUCUUUUGUCAAAGGCUUGGUUGCAAAGGUAUCUCAGAAUGUAGAAAAGACAAGACUGGCAAGUCUGGAAGGCGACGAUACAUCAAUCUUGAAAUACCGAACUGCCUUUAAAGUAAUCAAGGAUAUCCUUCCCGAAAGAAACAUAGUCUAUGUAAGUGAGGGUGCCAAUACCAUGGAUAUUGCCCGUUCCUUCUUUGAUGUUCAUGAACCUCGCCAUCGUCUGGAUGCCGGUACCGGUGCAACCAUGGGAGUUGGUAUGGGGUAUGCUAUUGCAGCACAAGCGUAUUAUCGUAAUGAGCGUGUUGUCUCUAUUGUCGGUGACUCUGCGUUUGGGUUCAGUGCUAUGGAAUUGGAAACUGCGAUCCGUGUAAAGCUUCCUUUGAUUGUGAUUGUGAUCAACAACAACGGUAUCUAUCAUGGUUUAGAAGAUGAUGACUAUGCAGAGUCUAAAAAGAACAAUUGCCUUCCCCCGACUGCCCUCUCGCCCGAGACCCGCUAUGAACUUCUCUCGGUAGCAUGUGGUGGAAAGGGCUGGAUGGUUAAGAAUCGGGUUGAAUUGGCCACAGCUCUCAAGGAAGCCUUGGCAGCUAAAGAUGAAACUUGUGUUAUUAAUGUCUUGAUUGCUCCGGGAGGACGACAGAAAUUGGAGUUUGGGUGGAUGAAACAAAAGGGAGACAAAGCCAAGAUCUAAAGAAUAAAUCUAAAGAAAUGAAUAAUAGAUAAACACACACAUAUAUAUAUACAUAUAUUAGAAUAACACAAAAGCUAUAAUCUACAUUAAAUCUACAUUCCCAGCUUUUUUUUAUAUUGUUUAUCUCUUGUUUUUCAAGGCGAUUAGCCCAAUUUUCAAACAAAGUGAUAUAGGAUGUAUUUAUGAACUCUCAACCAAAC
Molecule: messenger RNA, 1936 nt
Organism: Phycomyces blakesleeanus NRRL 1555(-)
Lineage: Eukaryota; Fungi; Mucoromycota; Mucoromycetes; Mucorales; Phycomycetaceae
Exons: 5
Coding region: 12-1736 (574 amino acids)
Biological process (GO): fatty acid alpha-oxidation
Cellular component (GO): peroxisome
Molecular function (GO): catalytic activity; thiamine pyrophosphate binding; magnesium ion binding
Source: RefSeq, a predicted model, not a curated record